CGCUCACGUUUUGCUUCACUCGAGCUGCUCAGCAGUAGCGCGCGGCUUUUCCCCCCCGUGCGUCCCGCGAGCCUCCGGACACCGCGCGCCUGACGCCAGGAUUCCCCGGGAUAACGACGAGCUUCGUGUCGGUGGCGAUGGUGAUUGACAGAUGAUCUGACAGAGGAAGACAUCAGACUCCAUCUCCGUGCUGGUUAUUAUGGGGUGUGCCUGUUGCAAGCAGAAGAAGUCCGGCAAAGCGGUAGCAGCAGUAACAUCGGCAGCAGUAGAAGUCACAGAUCUGUCUCCUAGCAACGUAGAUGGGGGGUCCUCCUUAACCGUGACUCAGGGCCGUUACUGUCCCGACCCCACUCAGACCAUCCCUGACUUCAACAAGGGCUUCUCGUGCAGCACCAUCUUCCCCAACACCAACACACACCAGCGGCCUGGAGGCAUAACAAUUGGUGGAGUCACUCUCUUUAUAGCUCUGUAUGACUAUGACGCUCGCACUGAAGAUGACCUCACUUUCCAGAAAGGAGAGAAAUUUCAGAUCAUCAACAAUACGUGGUAUUUUGGGAAGAUGGGGAGGAAGGAUGCGGAGAGACAGCUGCUGGGCCAUGGCAACCAGAGGGGAACUUUUCUCAUACGAGAGAGCGAGACCACCAAGGGUGCUUACUCUCUGUCUAUCCGUGACUGGGACGACAACAAGGGAGACCACGUUAAGCAUUACAAGAUCCGCAAACUAGACAACGGUGGCUACUACAUCACCACAAGAUCCCAGUUUGACACUGUUCAGCAGCUGGUAGAGCACUACACAGAGAGAGCGGCAGGACUGUGCUGCCGUUUGAUUGGCAGCUGUAAACGGGGCAUGCCUAAGCUGGCUGACUUAUCAGUGAAGACCAAGGAUAUGUGGGAGAUUCCCCGCGAAUCCCUCCAGCUGAUUAAGAAACUGGGCAACGGCCAGUUUGGAGAAGUCUGGAUGGGCAUGUGGAACGGCACCACCAAGGUAGCAGUGAAGACUCUGAAGCCAGGAACCAUGUCCCCCGAGGCCUUCCUGGAGGAGGCUCAAAUCAUGAAGAGACUUCGCCACGACAAGCUAGUGCAGCUCUAUGCCGUCGUGUCUGAGGAGCCUAUCUACAUCAUCACUGAGUUCAUGAGCCAAGGAAGUUUGCUGGACUUCUUAAAAGAUGGAGAGGGGCAAAGCCUGAAGCUGCCUCAGCUGGUGGACAUGGCUGCACAGAUUGCAGCUGGAAUGGCGUACAUCGAGAGGAUGAACUACAUCCAUCGUGACCUGCGAGCAGCUAACAUCCUUGUUGGAGACAAUCUGGUGUGCAAGAUUGCUGACUUUGGCCUGGCUAGGCUCAUUGAGGACAACGAGUACACAGCUAGACAAGGGGCAAAGUUCCCCAUCAAGUGGACGGCUCCAGAAGCUGCACUGUAUGGACGCUUUACCAUCAAGUCAGAUGUCUGGAGCUUUGGUAUCCUACUAACUGAACUCAUCACUAAGGGACGUGUGCCAUACCCAGGCAUGAACAAUCGUGAGGUGUUGGAGCAGGUGGAGAGGGGCUACAGGAUGCCCUGUGCACCGGGCUGCCCCGCCUCACUCCAUGAACUGAUGCUGCAGUGCUGGAGGCGGGAGGCCGAUGAGAGGCACACUUUUGAGUACCUGCAGUCCUUCCUGGAGGAUUACUUCACUGCCACAGAGCCGCAGUACCAGCCCGGGGAAAACCUGUGACCACACACGUGUAGGACAGACAUGGAGCAAUAAAUGGACAAACAGAGGCAGACGGAAAGACACAGACACGUACACACUGACAGGCAUGCUUUAGUACAUGUACAUGCUGUCAUUGUAUUUGUUGCUCACAUAUCGUACAUGGAUACACACACACACACACACACACACACAACACAACACACACAUAUGAAGAUACAUAUCAUUGCCUUGUUAAAUUGUUUAAAGACAGUUUCCUCCCUUUGGUCAUCGAUCACUGCAGCCCGUUCAGGACAGAUCACUCAACCAUGUUGAAGAGCAGAGUCGGAGCUCUUCUGGUCAGGCCUUGCAGUUAUGUUGCUUUACUCUGUAACCAUGACAACAAGAAACUGAAAGAAGAUGUAGAUGGCUGUGUUGAGGUGGGGGGAAGUCGAGUUGGUACAUGAUCUGUUCAGCUACCAUAUAUGUUGAUUUCUUUGUCUGAGAUGAGAGUUUAAAUAGAUUGCCUGUUUACCAGAGAUAAAUAUGUUAUUAAAUAAAAGAAGGCAGGUGCAACAGGCUAGCAGACAACAGUUGGAAUAGUGUUUUUGAGAAAUGUCAAAAUGAACCUCAUGAACCUGUGUGGUAACUGACUGGAUGAUGUACAGACACGGGUGCUCCUAUGUAAGCUUUAAGAAGAUUGAUGCUCCUCCAGUAGCUGAACAAAGGUCUGUUUUAAACCUUAUUAUGUGUUAGUUAGAUAAAAAGGCUUUUAACCUGGUCCCAGAUCCAUGCCCAUCUCCUGACUGCCACCACCCUGUGCCUUAAGGUGGUCAAGUUAAGGGCUGUUUUAGAUUUUAAAUACCUUUAAUAUUGUGUUAGUAAAGUCUGAGAGAUGGUAAGGAAUGCUCUUUGUUUGUCUCAUGAUUUGUAUGACAAUUUUGUAUGAACUGUCUCUUCUGUUGUUUUUUAAUUUAACUCAGAUAUAUCUGUGCAUCACAAAGACUUCUCUAACUAGUUAACAUGUAUACAGUUUUCAUCCAUUGGGAGGGCAGGGUGAAAUGUUACACAUAAAGGGGGAAGAUUAAUGUCAGUGGAGAGAUAGUGUUUCAUUGUAUUUUCUUGACAAGAAUGUAACCUUUAUGUUGAGAUCCCCCUCAUGUUAUUUUAAUAAAGAUCAGAUAUCUUUUCCAAGUUAA
Messenger RNA from Xiphias gladius (swordfish), 2868 nucleotides. It is a transcript of the gene yrk, whose product is annotated as Yes-related kinase. NCBI's taxonomy places the organism in Eukaryota, Metazoa, Chordata, Actinopteri, Istiophoriformes, Xiphiidae. Gene Ontology annotation, biological process: protein phosphorylation; cell surface receptor protein tyrosine kinase signaling pathway; integrin-mediated signaling pathway. The coding region runs from base 200 to 1714 and encodes 504 amino acids. Gene Ontology annotation, molecular function: signaling receptor binding; ATP binding; non-membrane spanning protein tyrosine kinase activity. Gene Ontology annotation, cellular component: extrinsic component of cytoplasmic side of plasma membrane. The transcript has 12 exons. The record is from RefSeq and is a predicted model, not a curated record.